UUGACGAAGACUAUGACGAAAAAUAUUCGUCAACGAACCUUUUUCACGGACGGAAACUAAAUAAAAACUAAAUAAAAAGUCAGAUAUGAUGACGAAGACUGUGACUAAUAUAACGGACACGUUAGUCAACGAAUAAAAAUAAGACGAACAUAUUAGGGAGGGACGAAUGGAGAAGAGAUCCCAUCAGAAUUACUUUUUUUGUGUGACAAGUUGGGAAGAAAUCCAAUCAAAAGUUAGUUGCCAACCGCCAUAAAGAAGAAGAAGAAAAAGUCCAAUCAGAGCGAGUCUCGUAGAAGCAGCCUUUUUGCAGCAGUCAUUUCAAAGGGCGGCAAAUGACUUAAAGAAUUAGCCUAAAGAAAUGUCAGAACUGGGAAGAAAAAGAAGAAUUGAUAUCUGGUCACACUUUACUUAUCAUACUAAUGAAAACAAGACCACCUGCCAGCCGUGUGGAGCCAAAAUAACUGGAAAAAACACGACAAAUUUGAAACGACAUUUGCAGUCGGUGCAUCCAGAGAUACAUGCGAAGAUACAGAAGACGUCUGAUGACCAUGGGCCAAGGGGAAAUAAAGCUAGUGCUGCUAGUGCAAGUUCAACCCAGCAGCAGACUAUCUCUACAGCUUUCCAAAGUUCUUCAAAGUACAAAAUGGAAUCAAAGGAGCAACAGACCAAGGAGCAGGCCAUAGCCAGAUGGAUUGGACGCACAGGUUUACCACUCACAACAAUUGAAGACGAGGACUUUGUGCAAAUGAUGGAGAUAGUAGAUAGGAGACUAGCAAUUCCAAAGAAAACUAAAAUUAGCAAUUUGAUUGAAACACAAUAUGAACAUGAAAGACAAAAAUUCAAACAGAGACUGGCUGCUGCCCGGAGAGUAUCCAUUGGCCUUGACUUGUGGACAAAAAAAGGACUGACCGCCUCAUUCCUUGCUAUUAGCGCAUGCUACUUUUGUGUUGAACAAAUCAAACCUGCACACAUAUUGUUGGCCCUUGAACAAGUAGCUCACCCACACACUGCACUGUCUAUUAAGGCAUGUGUGGACGAAUGUAUACAAGAGUGGGCCAUACCGAAGGAGAAGAUCCUGACGGUAAUAACGGACAAUGGAAGUAACAUGGUGGCAGCCUUUAAAAACACCACAGCAGAAGAAACCAGCUCUGAGGCUGACUCCCCUGGGUCCGAAACCGCGAUGGAAAGUGACUCUGAAAUUGAUGACCAGCGGUACCAUCAUGUCGACAUGGAAAUGGCCCGGACGCCGUGCGUGGUGCAUACCAUACAACUUGUGGUCCACAUGUUGCAGAAAGAAACAACUGUCAAAAGAGUCCUCGAUAAAGCAAGGUCUGUGGUGAAGCUCUUUCGCAAGUCCUCAGUUGCAACACAGAGGCUACUAGACCAGUGUGGUGUCAUUGUUGUAAAUGACUGCCCCACACGCUGGUCAAGCACAUUCAACAUGGUCACACGACUCCUCACAGUCAAAGAUACUGUCUGUCAAAUCACAAAUGACAUGGGAUGGGACAGUUUGCUUACUAGUGAGUGGCAAAAGCUUUCAUCAUUGCGUGACCUACUGCUUCCUUUUGCAGAACACACUAAAACCCUCCAGAGUGACACCACAUCUAUGUCCCUAGUGGUUCCUGCCCUCUUUGAUCUGCUGAGCCACCUAGCUGACUUUGCAGAGAACAGCCGGUACAGAGACCUCGCCACUCUUGCAGAGAAAAUGAGAUCAAAUCUGAACCUGCGUUUUGCUUGCCUCUUGGAUCCAACCGAUGAAAAGUUCUCACCACUUGCAGCAGCUGCCUGCUUUGUCAACCCAACUGUCUGUGAAAUCCUUGUUAAUGUUGAUGUAGCUGAUGGAAAUAUCCAGGAACUGCUGAAACAGGCAGAAGACUAUGUGGUCAAAUGCACUUUCCUCCCACACACAAGACAGGAGGACCACCAGUCUGACGAUGAUGCAGAAGAAGUCAUUGAGGAACCAGAACCAGCGCCAUCUUCAAAGCAGCCGGUGUUUAGGUUCCUCUCAAAAUGCCGCACCACAAGACCUAAACAGAAAACCUCCACAACCAGCGUCAGGCAGCAGAUCAUUAAGUACAAGGAAGAACUUUCACAUCCCAUCACUGAGGACACAGGAACAGACUUCUGGCUGGAAAAGAGUGACAGUUUUUAUCACAGUUUAAAACCUUUUGCUUUGGACUUGUUGGCUAUGCCAGCUUCUCAAGCUUUUGCAGAGAGAGUAUUCAGCAUCACAGGUGACCUCACAAGAGGACGGCGCAACAGAGGAAGGGUCAGCUUGGAGCGAAGUGCUUUCCUUAAAAUGAACAGAAACAAAUAGAACUGUUGUAUUCACUGCUAUUUACAGCAUUACAGCUGUAGCAGUAUAUGCACAACUUAGAGUUUCCGGUCUGGUAUUUGUUUUGUUUUUUGUUUAAUAUGAGAGCAGAGAGAUUUUUCUUGUUCCAUGCAAUAAUGGCAUUACAGCUGAGCAUGUAAUUCACUUGUCUUGAGUUGAGCUCCUUGAUACUAGCUCAUUGAUACUACUUCGAAUUAUUAACAGAAGAAUAUUUUGUUUUGUGUGCAAUGACAUUUCAACCAAUGCAUAUUUUCUUUUAGGCUACAUAUGUUUUGUUUUUCCUUUUCAAAUCUAAGUGAUUUUGCUCACAAUGCACAGAGUAAUAGUUGAUGACUAAGAAGAUGAUGCUUAGUUACAGAGUUGUGUGCUUUUUAGUUUAAUGUGAUAUUUACCUGUAUUUUAAAUGCUGAGACAGCACAGCAGGGUGUUUUUUUUUUUCAUUUACUUGAACAUUAAGGAGUAUUACAGCCAAUACAUCUUUUAUUCUACUUUUGAGAAUUCUUGUUGAUUUUGUAAGGCAUUGUAGCCUAACAGUAAUUUAAGUUAUCUUGAGGUACAGUACGUGAACGUUAUCAGUAGUGCAUUUUCUGUAUCUACCUUGUGCAAUGGCAUUACAACCAAUAGUUGUAUUAUUAUUUUUGAGAAUUGCACUUUAUUUAUUUGUUUAUUUUUUUUGAGUUAGGUGAUUUAUUCUUUCAAGAUGAAAGACAAUAUUAUUGAAAUAGAUGUCAUAUGCAAUACAUAUCAUUCAAGGAGAAUGCAUAUCUUUUUCAGGGAGCAUGUAUAUUUUUCAGGGAGAGCAGGCCUUAUGCUAACUUUAUUUGAGAUUAUCUUUUGUGAAAAAGCCAUGGUCAGUGUUUUUGACAUUAAAAGUAAAAUAAAAUACAUGUUUUGUUCUGUUAAA
This is a messenger RNA of Eleginops maclovinus (Patagonian blennie), 3239 nucleotides long. RefSeq names its product E3 SUMO-protein ligase ZBED1-like. Gene Ontology annotation, biological process: regulation of transcription by RNA polymerase II. Gene Ontology annotation, molecular function: DNA binding. NCBI's taxonomy places the organism in Eukaryota, Metazoa, Chordata, Actinopteri, Perciformes, Eleginopidae. The coding region runs from base 359 to 2317 and encodes 652 amino acids. The transcript has 3 exons. Gene Ontology annotation, cellular component: nucleus. The record is from RefSeq and is a predicted model, not a curated record.